CUUGAUCGUCAAGCGUUCGUGGAGUCUAGAUUUGGUUCACAGAAGCUCUGUUAAGUACGCUGUCGAGUAGUAUCGCUUGCUCGCUCAACAAGAAAGGUGCAAUGUUGAAGUUCGUCGUCCUCGCUGCCUUGGUGGCCGUCUGCGCGGCGCAAGUACCGGUGAAAUGUGAUUCACCAAAACAAUGGGAAGCAAGAAGAUACAGGAUGGACCGCACGAAGCAGUACGCGGAGUUGGCCUACCACAGCUAUGACGCAAUCUACAUGCGCACGCGCAGUGUAGAGGAAGUCGAUCAGGGCACCGAGAGGGACUACUAUGACAGGCUUCACCUGCACAACGUGGGUGUCGAAUACGUCCUCAACCUGCGCACAAAGAAAUGCAACAUCACCAGAAACUCGGAUCCAUUCCGCACAAUCGGAAUCCCCCCGGACGCUCGCUUCGUGUUCGAGGCCACGAUCGGUGCUGCUGGAAUCCCUUCCGAGUACCUGAUCGCCACAACCUGGGAGGGUAGCUUCCCUGACGGAGCACAAUAUGCCGUUACCGUCGCUGAGCCCGAUUGCAUUCCAAUCGGCUUCGAUGUUGCCAACAACAAGACGUCAGAAACAUUUCACGAAAGGUACUUCGACCUUCACCUUGGCAUUGCCGACCCAGAGGUGUUCAUUCCGCCUCAGGAGUGUUUACAGCAACAUUAGAUACACGAUUAACAGUAUUAACCAAUUACCUAUUCAUUGAUGUGUAGUCGUAAUAAAAUAGUGUUUUCCA
This is a messenger RNA of Dreissena polymorpha, 759 nucleotides long. RefSeq names its product mammalian ependymin-related protein 1-like. The coding region runs from base 102 to 689 and encodes 195 amino acids. Gene Ontology annotation, cellular component: lysosome; extracellular region. The transcript has 6 exons. Gene Ontology annotation, biological process: cell-matrix adhesion. The record is from RefSeq and is a predicted model, not a curated record. Gene Ontology annotation, molecular function: calcium ion binding. NCBI's taxonomy places the organism in Eukaryota, Metazoa, Mollusca, Bivalvia, Myida, Dreissenidae.